This is a messenger RNA of Malania oleifera, 1709 nucleotides long. Its product is annotated as mitochondrial uncoupling protein 5. Gene Ontology annotation, molecular function: malate transmembrane transporter activity; antiporter activity; oxaloacetate transmembrane transporter activity. The record is from RefSeq and is a predicted model, not a curated record. Gene Ontology annotation, cellular component: mitochondrial membrane. The transcript has a single exon. Gene Ontology annotation, biological process: oxaloacetate transport; mitochondrial transport; malate transmembrane transport. The coding region runs from base 576 to 1556 and encodes 326 amino acids. NCBI's taxonomy places the organism in Eukaryota, Viridiplantae, Streptophyta, Magnoliopsida, Santalales, Ximeniaceae.
CAACUUCCCAUGGCCACAUGUUAAUAAAUAAUUUUACAAUGUAUUUUAAGUAAAAAAUGUUUCCAAUAAAAAGUUCAAUGCAUUGGAGAAAAAAGAAGAAGCCCUAGAGCCGAAGCCAUCAAGGGAGACAGUGUCAAAGUCAAGCCACGGCCGCGUCCCGCGUAGGAAAGGAUGCUGCUGCUACCCUCCCAGUUCUUCGCGUCUGAGGCCACUUUCUUUUUCUUUUCCGAUCAAUCCCACCUCCUAUAAAUUCUAAUUGUCUUCUCUUCUUCUCCAAAUCAUUCACUCAGCGAUUCAUCUUCCAUCUUUCUCGGCAUAUGUCUCAGAGACCCAACGUUCCUCACUCUUCGUCCAUCGCCUUCAGCCUCCAUUCUCAUCUCCUGGUUUCCAGUGAGAUGAACCCUAGCUCCAACUGGUCCUGUUCUUCCGCUUAAUCGAUCUUUUCCGGCGGUAUUUUCUCUCAGAUCUGGGGGAUUCUUAAACCCUUUUGUGUCAUUCUUCCUUGAGGACCUUGAUUAGUGAUUUUCCUUGGAUUCCUCACUAGCGGGAUUCGAAAUUUUCCGGGAAAAUUUGAGAUGGGUCUGAAAGGAUUCGUCGAAGGAGGCAUCGCCUCGAUUGUGGCUGGGUGUUCGACGCAUCCGCUGGAUCUAAUGAAGGUCCGAAUGCAGCUCCAGGGCGAGAACCAAGUUCCCAAACCGAAUCCGGCGGUUCAAACUCUCCGCCCGGCUCUCGCCUUUCAUGCAUCUACCGCCGCAGCCCCAGGCGGAUCCAUUCACGUUCCUUCGCCGCCUCCGCCGCCGCGUGUAGGUCUGGUUACCGUCGGGGUCCGGAUCGUGCAACAGGAAGGCGUCGCCGCGCUCUUCUCCGGCGUCUCCGCCACAGUCCUCCGCCAGACGCUGUACUCCACGACGCGGAUGGGCCUGUACGACGUUUUGAAGCAGAAGUGGACGGACCCUAGUACCGGCAACAUGCCCCUGGUGCGCAAGAUUGGGGCGGGGCUCGUCGCAGGAGGAAUCGGCGCCGCCGUCGGCAACCCCGCGGACGUCGCGAUGGUGCGGAUGCAAGCGGAUGGGCGCCUCCCGCCGGCCCAGCGGCGGAACUACACCAGCGUGGUGGACGCCAUUACCAGGAUGUCGAAGCAGGAGGGGGUUACGAGCCUGUGGCGCGGAUCGUCGCUUACGGUGAACCGCGCGAUGCUCGUGACGGCGUCGCAGCUGGCGUCGUACGAUCAGUUCAAGGAGACGAUAUUGGAGAAAGGGUUGAUGAAGGACGGGUUGGGAACCCACGUGACGGCGAGCUUCGCGGCGGGGUUCGUGGCGGCGGUGGCGUCGAAUCCGGUGGACGUGAUAAAGACGAGGGUGAUGAACAUGAAGGUGGAGCCGGGGGAGGCGCCGCCGUACGCCGGAGCUUUGGAUUGUGCCAUGAAGACUGUGCGAUCGGAGGGGCCAAUGGCCCUUUACAAGGGCUUCAUCCCUACGAUUUCAAGGCAAGGACCUUUCACCGUUGUUCUGUUUGUGACAUUGGAACAGGUCCGGAAGCUGUUUAAGGAUUUCUAGUGAAGACGACGAAGAUGACGACAAAAAAUUAUUAGUUAUAAAUAAUUCUUCAUUAUUUAGUUUUGGAUUUAUUGUAUUUUUCUUGUUCUUGAGUAAGAAUUAGGGUUUUAAUUUCAUGAAUAACAUUAUGAAUGACAAUGGAAUGUUGGGAAA